Messenger RNA from Trichophyton rubrum CBS 118892, 2326 nucleotides. RefSeq lists its product as uncharacterized. Lineage: Eukaryota; Fungi; Ascomycota; Eurotiomycetes; Onygenales; Arthrodermataceae. The transcript is spliced from 8 exons. Gene Ontology annotation, molecular function: transmembrane transporter activity. Gene Ontology annotation, cellular component: membrane. The coding region runs from base 719 to 2326 and encodes 535 amino acids. The record is from RefSeq and is a predicted model, not a curated record. Gene Ontology annotation, biological process: transmembrane transport.
GGUACUGGGAAUCGGGCUGGGGGCGGCCACAAUGCUACGUUAUACUAUAACACUGUGUCAUACGGCGUGCUACCUUGCUGAAUGGAAGGGGAGUUUCACUCUGGGCUAAUGCGCGAAACAUAUACCCCGAUGCAGAGUUGACUAUUCCCAUUCUGAGUGUUAUUGAUGCACGACAUCACUCCGCUGUUUCCGCAAUGCAGAUGGUGUUUCUAGAAAGAUGCACGGUAGAUUUUCCAUGGCUCGUUUUAGGAGUGGUACUUUGUCUCCCAGAUUUAUGAUUCGUGGAAGAGAAAUAAAGAAUCACGAUCCAGAAGCAGCGCCAAAAGUCUAUACAAUGUUAGCAUGACCUAGAACUCUUGUCACAGACGUGCUUAACUACCGGGAAAAUGGUGUCAAUGAAAUUGUAUGGCUUUUCCUUUACUGCCACGAAAGCAGCAAAAGCGCAAAGCAAGAAAAAGUACUUAACCCUUAUUACUAAACAAUGAUAGAUAAGCUUAAGCGGCCCCACAUUAAAUAAGGUUACCCCAAAGUUCAGAUAUUUUCUGAUUGGCUGGAAGCCCUGCCAGAGGCAAGCCAGCAUCUCGGCUUGUUUUCUGCACGAGAAGGAGUGUCAUCUGCUUGCAUCCCUCUGCAUUGCAUUCAGCCUGUUAAAAGGGGGGGGACUGCACAUUUUUCUUCAUCGGCUACCAUAAACAUACUCGCUUUCCCUCCCGACGUCAUGGAUAGGUCCUCGGGUAGUCUAUCUACAGGAGAGAUGAGCCCGGAGGCUCAUCUCCAGGGGACUGAGCUGGCAGAGGCUCCCGACCUGGAACUACUGGCGGUCAUGGGUUAUAAGCAGGAACUUCGCCGACAUUACUCCACGAUUCAGGUGUUUGCUAUUGCCUUUAGUAUUAUGGGAUUGCUGCCGUCCAUUGCAUCGACGCUGUCCUUUUCCGUGCCUGCGGGGCCAGCGGCUAUGGUUUGGGGCUGGUUCACUGCCUGCUUUUUCAUAUUCAUAGUUGGAAUCGCUCUGGCUGACCUCGGCUCCGCGCUCCCAACAUCCGGAGGAUUGUAUUGGUGGACACACCACUUCGCCGCAGACAAGUGGAAGAACCCCCUUAGCUUUCUCGUUGGUUACAGCAAUACCAUAGGCCUCAUUGGCGGUAUAUGCUCGGUCGAUUACAGCUUCGUGCUCAUGGUAUUCGCCAUCGUCUCGUUCGUUCGGGACGGUGAAUGGAUGGCUUCAAGAAGUCAGAUAUAUGGCGUUUAUGCCGCUACCAUAAUAAUCCACGGCAUACUUGCAAUACUGGCAGCCCCAAUCAUGCAUCGUAUACAGUCAGCCUGUAUCGUUGCCAAUGUUGGUCUAGUACUAGCAACUGUUAUUGCAUUGCCGAUCGGAAGAUCAAGAACCGCGGAAGGUAUCAAUUCUGCAGCCUAUGUUUUCAGCCACGUAGAGAACCAUACUUCAUGGCCAACAGGAUGGGCAUUCAUGCUCUCGUGGCUCUCACCCAUCUGGUCCGUCGGUGCUUUUGAUUCCUGUGUCCAUAUGAGCGAAGAGGCCAUGAACGCUGCCAAAGCUGUUCCCUAUGGAAUCUUGGGGGCCAUUGGUGCAUGUUGGUCCCUUGGUUUUCUAUCUCUUUGCAUCAUCGCCGCCUGUAUAAGUACCGACUUAAGCUCGGUCCUCGAGAGCCGGUUUGGUCAGCCGAUUGCCCAGAUAUACUAUGAUGCUCUGGGGAGAAACGCAGCAAUAGGGUUUAUGGUGGCCAUGGCAACAGUCCAGUUUUUCAUGGGUUUAAGCAUUGUGAUCGCGGCAUCUCGACAGACAUGGGCCUUUUCCCGUGAUGGUGCUCUCCCAUUCUCAAACUACAUGAAGGUAGUCAGCAGGAGAUUCCGUUAUCAACCAGCGCGCGCGGUAGUGGGAGUCACCAUCACGUCAGUCAUACUUGGCUUGCUUUGCCUUAUCAACAGCGCUGCCACAAACGCACUAUUCUCGCUAACCGUCGCCGGAAACAACGUUGCCUGGGCGACUCCGAUAUUCUGCCGUAUAUUCUGGGGCCAGAACAAGUUCAAGCCUGGUGCAUUUUACACAGGCCGGCUCAGCACACCAAUCGCCAUCCUGGCACUCGCGUAUCUCUCUUUCUCAGUCACUCUGUCGAUGUUCCCAACCGCCGGGCCAGCACCAUCCCCGGACGCCAUGAACUACACUGUCGUGAUCAACGGGUGUGUCUGGGUCGGUUCGCUGUUGUACUAUUUCGUAUCAGCCAAAAAUUGGUUCCAUGGGCCACAGAGGACUCUAGGCCCAGCAUCAGUGUCUCUUGAAGGGAGCGAAGACAAAGAGAAGAGAUGA